UCAACCGGGGAUGUCAAGUACUUUACAAUGCCAAGGAUGACGAAUUUUCGGCGAAGUUCAUCAUUUCAAUGAGAGCUUAUCCAAUGUUAUGCAGUUUCCUGAUUUUCUCAUCACCACCACCAUGAUAAUCCCAACCGCGUCUGCGGCGAUACUCACAGCCCUUCGUGCUUUAAUGAUAACAAACUCCCUUAGCGCGUACAUUGUUCCGGCGGAAGAUGAGCAUUACACGGAAUUUGUCGCUGAAUGUCAUCAAAGGAGAGGAUACAUUUCGAAAUUUACUGGGUCAGCAGGAACUGCUAUUGUAACGACUAACAGCACUGGUGAAGGUGUUGCACUUUUGUGGACAGAUGGGAGAUACUACUUCCAAGCAGAGCAAGAGAUGGAUAUGAAUUUAUGGAGAUUAAUGCGAGAUGGGACGUCAGGCACACCUACACAAGCUCAGUGGCUAACCGAAAAUCUAGCUGCCAACUCUAGAGUUGGAGUGGACCCAGCCCUUUACACCAAAGGCACAUGGGACAAUAUGGAGAGCCAAUUAAGAGCUAAAAACUUGUCUCUUGUCGCAAUUGACACAAAUUUGGUGGAUGAGAUUUGGGAAACAAGACCAAGUUGCUCAGAAAAUCCUAUUUUCAGUCUGGAUUUAAUCUAUGCCGGAAAGAAUACCUCCGAUAAAGUUAGAGAUGUUCGAGCAGCAAUGGCAGAUAAUGGUGCAAGCGUUUUGCUAGUGGCAGAGCUUGAUGAAGUUGCAUGGUUGCUUAAUUUGAGGGGCAAAGACAUUCCAUCGAGUUCAACGUUUUUUUCAUUUGUUAUUCUGACUGCAACAACUUUGGACUUUUUUACCAACAACCCAACUCAAGUUUCAGCAAAUGUUACAACUGCUUUACGCAGUAAUGUCCCAGAAAUAGCCCUGAAGUCAUAUGAAGAGGCUUAUGCGGAAUUGCCACGAAUUGUUGCAGCAAACUCAACAGGGAUGGUGUGGGUCAAUAGGAAUGCAAAUUAUAAACUGGUCAGAACUGUAGACGCAAGUCGUCUUCUUGUAAAACUAACCCCAAUUUCACUGAUGAAAUCCUUAAAAAACGACGUUGAGGUUGCGGGUUACAGGAGAGCCUUAAUUCGUGAUAGCGCCGCAUUGUGCGAAUUCUUUAGUUGGUUGGAAGACGCUAUGGAACGAGGCGUCUCGGUAAACGAAACAUCAGCGGCCACUCACCUUUACCAAAUUCGACAGAAUCGUUCAGAACUAUUUUUCGACAAGAGUUUUUCAACCAUCUCCGCAACUGGAAGGAAUGCUGCAAUCAUUCAUUACAUGCCAACUGAAGCAUCUAGUCGACCUUUGUCUAGAGAUGAGCUAUACCUACUCGACUCUGGUGGCUUAUACUUCGACGGCACAACAGAUAUUACAAGAAGCAUGCAUUUCGGAAAUCCAACGCCAUUUCAAAGAGAAGCUUAUACUCGAGUUUUGAAGGGUCAGAUUGCAUUAGCAACUGCAAAGUUCCCUGAUAAGACGCUCGGAAACCGAUUAGAUUCAUUCGCUCGUGAAGCAUUAUGGGAAGUCGGAUUGGAAUACAAUCAUGGGACAGGUCACGGGAUAGGUGCAUUCUUGAACAUUCAUGAAGGACCUCAGGGUAUUGGUUCCGGCAACAGGGUAGAAGAUCCAGGGCUUCAGGAAAACAUGAUCACGUCAAAUGAACCGGGUUAUUAUGACGAGGUUUUGGAGUUCGGCAUUCGACUUGAAAAUGUCAUCAGAGUUGCGAAAGUAGAAUUGGCUCAUGAUUUUCAAAAUAGUGGGUGGCUCGGAUUUGAAGACAUGACUUUCGUUCCAUAUUCCCACAAGUUGAUCAAUUUUGCAUUGUUGACGGAAGAUGAGAUUCAAUAUCUCAAUGAAUAUCAAGCCAAAACACGUGACAUUGUAGGGGCAUAUCUGCUUGACCCACAAAAUAACUUUCCUCGAGCUGCUUACGACUGGAUGUUAAAGGAAACUAAUCCCAUCGGCGAGACUACCACUGCUCCGCCAACUUCGCCAACUUCGGAGUCCACGUCUCCACGAAGUGGGGCGGCCAACCCGUAUCGAUUUGAUGUCAACCUGUAUCUCACACUCAUUUGUCUAAUGGUCCUCCUCCAGUGAACAUUGUUAUUUUGUGCAUACAAAAUGUCACCAUUUAGAACGUGCAUAAUAUUGAAUGCAUGAAACGAUAAGCUGUUAAUUAGGCAUUUGUAAUCUGUCUUAAAAGAUAAUCACAAUAAAGAUAUGCUGUUAAUAACACU
This is a messenger RNA of Folsomia candida, 2259 nucleotides long. RefSeq names its product xaa-Pro aminopeptidase ApepP. The record is from RefSeq and is a predicted model, not a curated record. NCBI's taxonomy places the organism in Eukaryota, Metazoa, Arthropoda, Collembola, Entomobryomorpha, Isotomidae. Gene Ontology annotation, molecular function: metalloaminopeptidase activity. The coding region runs from base 89 to 2119 and encodes 676 amino acids. The transcript has 16 exons.